This is a messenger RNA of Colletotrichum scovillei, 2162 nucleotides long. RefSeq names its product YEATS family protein. The coding region runs from base 183 to 860 and encodes 225 amino acids. Gene Ontology annotation, biological process: chromatin remodeling; regulation of transcription by RNA polymerase II. Lineage: Eukaryota; Fungi; Ascomycota; Sordariomycetes; Glomerellales; Glomerellaceae. Gene Ontology annotation, cellular component: Swr1 complex; NuA4 histone acetyltransferase complex. Gene Ontology annotation, molecular function: histone binding. The record is from RefSeq and is a predicted model, not a curated record. The transcript has 5 exons.
GCUUUCCAGCCACACCCUGGGUGUCUGCAUGGCCCGAGCGUCACCCUCAGCCUUCCAGUCCCAAACCUCCAAAUCCCAACUGGUGAACUUCACACACUUGCUCAGUGCACAUCCAGACCUCCCCCCUCUCCGAACUCGACACCCUGCUUGACCCCUAUCCUGCGUUGAUAAAGCAGCUCAUCAUGAUUGUCGAGAGGAAAGUAAGGCUCGUCACCGAGCAGAAUGUCAUCGACAAGCCGUCUCCCGUCGAGGAUUUUCCCAUGCGGAAAUGGUCGAUCAACGUCUACAUUAUCGGCGAGGAUGGUGAGGAGCACCCGGCCGACUGCUUCCUCAAGGUCGUCUACAACCUCCAUCCUUCCUUUGAGAACCCGACCCAAACCUUCAACAAGCCUCCUUUCCGUUGUGAAAACGAGGGAUGGGGUGAAUUCGAUAUGACGAUCGAUUGCUACAUUACCGAAAAGUCGAAGCAGUCCCUCAGCCACGACCUCAACUUCGCUAAGAACCGCUACGAGGCCGAGCAUACCGUUUCCUUCAAGAACCCCUCGCAGGCCCUGCAGCAAAUUUUGCGCGAAACCGGCCCGUUGCCAUCAGACGAUGACCGCCUCAAGAAGAAGGGUGGUGCUGGUAAGAAGGGUGCCCAGAAGUACGACUAUGAAAAGAUUGCCCAGGCGCUUGAGAAGCUGGAUGAGGAUGACCUGCUCCGCGUCAUUCAGAUCAUCAACGAUAACAAGACAGCGGAGACAUACAUCAAGAGUGAUGUCGAUGCGGGAGAGUUUUCCAUUGAUCUGUAUACGAUGUCGGAUCAGAUGACCAAGCUCCUGUGGGACUACUUGGUGAGUCAAAAAUACGUUCGGGUUUAGGUUCCGCAGGCCCUUGGGUUGAAUAUCUUUGAACCACAAGCACUGGCCUUUGCGCGCAACGUCUAUGGGACUGCAUGGGCAUUGGAAGUGGGCUGGGCUGGGAUAUAUAUGACCGGCCGCUGACCUCACAAAAGAGCAAGAAGGGCCUUGUCAGUUAGGUAACCUACCUACCGCUCGCGGAAGAUCACCUAUCUCUGCACCACUCCCGACGCCAGCUUUCCCCGCGACCGAAUCGAGCACGAUCGGGCAGACGAAUCGACAUGAGGGAUUCUCUUGUGAGGUGCGGCGCGGGGCAUGGGGUGUGCUCAAGGCUUUCUGCUUCGCUUUACCAAUGGCAUCUGGCUAGGCGUUACCGGCUUCCUGCUUUUCCUUGGCUUUAGUUACGGAUUUUCUUUUGGUCUGCCCCUCGUCUUUCUGUGGUAUUGUGUGCUUGUGCGUAUUGUGUCUUAUUUUGUGUAUGCUACCUGAAUAAAAAGCACUCGCGGGGAAGGGAAUUGGGACAUCCUGCGUUCAUGUGAUGGGGGAUUGUGCGUCUCUGGGGGAUCGUAGGGCAGUAUGGGCAGGAAUGAAGCUACGAAACGACACUGGACGGGAGUGGCUAGACGGAGAGAGAGAGAGAGGCUAGAGGCUUUCGUUGCGAGGUUACACCGGCUCUGUGCCUCCUCGUUGUAAUCAUAUUGUUCACCGUGCUUGUUUACCAUGUCGACGUGACGUGGGUAUGUGAGAGGAGACUGUGCACAUCCCGAGCAACAAUGUCUGACUAGAGGUGUGUAUGAAUCGCAUCUUUGACAUUUUUGGUAUAACUACUAUCACCCGCACUAUAAAUCGGAGGCUAUCUUGCUAAAUGAGCAUCCGAGUUGAAGAUGGCAAAGUAUGAUAAAAAAGGGUAUAUCUGAGACCAUAUUCUCAUAAGCCGUGCUGAUUUCGAUGGAAAAGGUAAUCCAGGUGCAAUGCAACGGAGAACAGCCUUUGCCUUUAAAUUUCAUGGGUGUUGCUUGCGUAACCGCGUGACCUUGACCACUUUGUCGGGUCGUGUGUAAUUGGUAAGAAAUGAGAAAAUCAAGAAUAUAAUCGCUACAUUAGCCAGCCGGUCCGUUAUCUUUCUUUCGAGGCAGUUUCGUCGCCCGUUUCCCCUCAUUUUGCAGUUUUCCCGCGCCCCGUUGCUCCCAAUUUUGUGUAUAAAUGAUAGUCACACCUUGCGGAUGCCGUUUUAUCUUGUUUUGUCUUCUUUAGAUCCCCACCUUUUUGUUUUUUUGAAAGUGUGCUUUUUUGUUGAAUUCUUCUUCGUUGCGUUUUGCUCCU